AUGGAUCAGCCACUAAGCCUAGGAUUCAUUGGCCUUGGGGCUAUGGGUUUGCCCAUGGCCUCCAACCUCGUCGCCAAGGUGGCGAAGGGUUCUCAAACAUACGUCUACGAUAUCUCAGAGACCUCCAUGAAGAAACUCAUCGAUCAGACAAAGGAUGCAGUAAUAACAAUGUGCAAGUCACCAAGAGAAGUUUCACAAAAGGCUGACAUAGUGCUCACAAUGCUUCCAGAGGGCAGUCAUGUGAAGACCGUCUACUUGGACCCAGACACCGGGAUAUUGGGCCCUGAGCUGAAGUCCCGCUUGCUCAUCGAUUGCUCAACUAUCGACACGGAGACGUCACAGCUGGUAUCAACCACUAUCAAAUCCCAGUUUCCAUCCACAUUCUUCUGUGAUGCACCUGUAUCUGGUGGUACCCUCGGUGCGGAAGCCGCUACAUUGACUCUGAUGAUUGGCUGCUCCGAGAAAAGCCCGAACUGGCCAGAAAUUCGCGACUUACUGAGCCUCAUGGGCAAGAAUAUCAUUGCAUGUGGCGGCCUAGGGUUGGGUCUUACGGCAAAGCUUUGCAACAACUACUGCUCAGCGCUCAUUUCACUUGCAACAUCCGAAGCCAUGAACAUCGGGAUGAGAGCGGGCAUGGAUCCUCGACUCCUCGCGCGCAUACAUUGGAGGCAACGAAGACUGGCAAAGGCGGAAGCCCACAAGACACUUUACGACAAAGGACUGAAGAUUCGAUAUGAGGUCGCAGGGACUUCUUACGUCGACGCAGCUCUGGCUGGUGGGUCGUCCGACUUUGCCAGGCCAAUGCAAGAGCUCGUCACAGAAGCUUGCUGGGGCUCGGUCUGGGCUCGGCCAGGCUUGGAGAGAAAGCAGCGAUCUCUCUUAAACAUUGCAAUGCUGUGCGCUCUGAAUAGAGCCCCCGAGCUUGCAGCUCAUGUCCGUGGAGCACUGAACAACGGGGCGAGUGAAGUAGAGAUUCGGGAGACACUCCUGCAAGCGGCUAUUUACUGUGGAAUGCCAGCUGGUAUCGAGGGGUUCAAAGUUGCCGAAAAGGUCAUUAUUGCUUGGAACGAAGAAAUGAAGCAGAAGAAGUUACCACCCGGACCUCGAGGGCUCCCCAUCAUUGGGAAUCUCUACGACCUCGCAGACUCAGAACUUGUGCGACAGAAAGUCCGCGAAUGGCAUCGCACCUAUGGCGAUAUCUUCUACACGAAAGUCGGGGCGACUGACUAUAUCUGGCUUUCAUCACCAAGAGCUGUCAAAGAUCUUAUGGACAAGAAGUCGGCAAUAUACUCAUCACGGCCGCAUCUCCCACUAGCGCAGGAUGUUGCAAGUGGGAAGUCCCGACAACUGUUCAUGGCAUACGGGCAAGACUGGAGGAACCUGAGAAAGCACAGCCAUGCCCUUCUCAACUUGAAUGCUUCGAAGAGAUACAUGCCAUCGCAAGACCUAGAGUCAAAAGUGGUCCUUCAUGAUCUGUUAGAUCAGCCCGAUGAGUUUUACACCAUUAAUCGGCGCUAUUCUACCUCUGUUAUCAUGCUCGCUACCUAUGGGUACCGCAUUCCUUCCUUCCAAGACCCGAUCAUCUCCAAGAUAUUCAGCGUUCUGGAAAAUCUUUCCAUCAUGAUGGCUCCUGGCGCCUUCGCCGUUGAGAGUCUACCCGGCCUCGCUAAUCUUCCCGAGUUCCUCUUGGGAAACUGGCGCACCUGGGGCAAGAAAGCAUUCGCUCACGACAGCAAGAUUUGGCUUGAGCUUUGGGAGGCUUUGAAGAAGACAACGGACGACGGUACUGCCAAGGACUGCUUCUGCAAAGACUUCUACCUCGGCGACCCCAAGAAGAAUGGCAUCGACGACUUGCUCGCGGCGUAUACCUGCGGCGGCCUGGUUGAGGCGGGUUCCGAGACAACAGCUACCACUAUCAAUAACUGGACCCUGGCUAUGACUCUUUUCCCCGAAGCAAUGCGGAAGGGUCAAGAAGAGAUUGACCGUGUCGUCGGUAGCGACCGAAUGCCCACAUGGGAAGAUGAGAAAGAUCUCCCUUACGUUCGGGCGAUGAUCAAAGAAACCUUGCGAUGGCGCCCGGUCAACAAGUUCGGGAUGUAUCAUGCUUCCACCGAGGACGAUUGGGCUAUCCAGCGUGAUCCAAGUCGCUACGAAAAUGCCGAUGAAUACGAUCCAUCUCGGUUCCUCAACAGUCCACUCUCUGCGGCGGAGUACAUGAACUCGCAGGAUCCCUAUGAGCGCGAUCACUUUUCCUAUGGUGCUGGCCGGUACGUAGUUUCAUCCUGA
Colletotrichum scovillei is the source of this 2286-nucleotide messenger RNA. RefSeq names its product cytochrome p450. Bases 1 to 2286 code for a protein of 761 amino acids. The record is from RefSeq and is a predicted model, not a curated record. Gene Ontology annotation, molecular function: NADP binding; oxidoreductase activity, acting on paired donors, with incorporation or reduction of molecular oxygen; peroxiredoxin activity. The transcript has 6 exons. NCBI's taxonomy places the organism in Eukaryota, Fungi, Ascomycota, Sordariomycetes, Glomerellales, Glomerellaceae.